This is a messenger RNA of Belonocnema kinseyi, 1796 nucleotides long. RefSeq names its product N-acetylglucosamine-6-sulfatase-like. The coding region runs from base 128 to 1609 and encodes 493 amino acids. NCBI's taxonomy places the organism in Eukaryota, Metazoa, Arthropoda, Insecta, Hymenoptera, Cynipidae. Gene Ontology annotation, molecular function: glycosaminoglycan binding; N-acetylglucosamine-6-sulfatase activity. The record is from RefSeq and is a predicted model, not a curated record. Gene Ontology annotation, biological process: glycosaminoglycan metabolic process. The transcript is spliced from 9 exons.
GGGAUCACUGAUGACACAUACCUAAUCUUUUUAUUCUUUACAGUUCUUUCAUUGCCUUCCAUUUUGCGCAGUGAAUAUUGUGCAAAAUCGGUUUGUGUGUCUAUUUAAAGGGUUACAAACCUACAAAAUGGAAAAUAGAAUUGUCUUUUUUUUGUUGUGUUGCGUUGCAUACCCAGUUAUGGCAAAAAAUAUAGUGCUAAUCCUUGUUGACGAUCUGGAUAUUGAAUUGGAUGGAAUGAAACCUUUAAUACAAACCCAAAAUUUAAUCGUCAAUAAAGGAACCUCCUUCACAAACUGUUAUGCUGCGGUGCCAAUUUGCUGUCCAAAUAGAGCGUCAAUUUUAACCGGCCGAUAUCAACACAACCAUUGGGUUCUAAAUAAUAGUAUUUCAGGCGGUUGCAACGAUCAAAAAUGGAAAGAUGGACCUGAAAAAAAUACUUUCGCCAUUCAUUUGAAUAAAAAAAUGGGAUAUAGAACUUUCUAUGCUGGAAAAUACUUGAAUCAAUAUGGUACGAGAGCUGCUGGUGGUUUAAGGAAACCUCCUGGUUGGGAUUAUUGGUAUGGGCUUGUAGGAAACUCUAAAUAUUACAACUAUUCUCUUUCAAUAAAUGGAACAGAAAGAAAGUACGGAAAUCAACCCCAAGACUAUCUCACAGAUGUAAUCAAACAGUACGCUGUUGAUUUUAUCAAAGUUCAAACUAAUAAUACUCCUUUCUUGAUGGUUUUGGCACCCCCGGCUGCUCAUGCACCUUUUAAUCCUGCUUCGAGACACAAUGAUAAAUACAAAGGGACUAAAGCUAAAAGAACUGCAAGUUUCAACAAUAUGGAAGAGAGGGAUAAGCAUUGGUUGGCCAGAAUGGGACCUAUUCCUUUGCCUGAUGGUGUUUUACCAAAAUUGGAUGACAUCUAUAGAAGGCGUUGGGAAACUCUGUUAGCGGUCGAUGACAUGGUUGCGAACAUACAUCAGUCAUUAAAACUCAAAAAUAUACUGGACAAUACAUAUAUUAUCUUCACAUCUGACAAUGGUUACCAUGUCGGUCAAUUUGGUAUGCCGCUGGAUAAGAGGCAACCUUACGAAACAGAUAUACAUAUUCCUUUAUACAUUCGAGGUCCUGGAAUUGAACAGUCAAAAAUAGCAGCGCCUGUUAGCAGCGUUGACAUGUUUGCGACGAUUCUCGACAUCGCUGGUCUCGAGUAUUUUUCAGAUGGAACUUCGUUGUUAAAGCAUAAUUUAUCAAUUGAUAGAACUUUGCUGAUCGAAUACAAAGGAGAAAAUUCUGAAGGCAGAUCAAAUUCCGGAUGCCCUACUGAUAGUGACCCAAAUUUAGCCCAAUGCAGCAAAGAAUUUGCUUGCAAGUGUCAAGAUGUUACAAAUAAUACUUUCAGUUGUAUUCGAAGGAUUUCCAAAAAUUUUAACAAUAUUUUUUGUGUUUUUGAGGACAAUGAGAGCUACGUCGAAGCCUACGAUUUCACUCAGGAUCCUUACCAGCUGAAAAAUCUUGGUUAUGCAAUGAAGCGUGGCAUGAGACACAGAUUCAGAAGACGUUUGAAAAAUCUUGUUAAGUGUAAAGAUGAUCAGUGCGUUGCGAUUGGGCCAGACAGAUAUUAAUUUAUAAUUCUCCUACAAUUAUAUAAUACCAUUAUUGAAUUAUUAUGCUGUUUUCAUAAGUGCUUAGUAAUAAUCUAUGUAAUUUUUGUACGGUGAGGAUACGGACAGACAGUUUAAUAAUACGUUAAUGCGUCUGUAUUAUGUGAUUAUUAAACAAAAUAAUAUAACCUAUUCUAUUUUUAAAAAU